This is a messenger RNA of Symbiodinium pilosum, 1644 nucleotides long. The record is from the annotation of a GenBank genome assembly. Lineage: Eukaryota; Dinophyceae; Suessiales; Symbiodiniaceae.
AUGGCAAGCGAGACGACUGACUGUAGCCCCACCGAAGCUGUGAAGUACAUCUCCGAGCUUCGGGAUUUUGUGAUCCGGGGCUCCACCUCUGUAGAAUGGCGAGUGGGGCAGCUGAAGCUUUUGAGGGAGGUGUUGCAAGAAGAGAAAGAGGCUAUGUGCCUAGCACUCAGCAUCGAUCUUUGUGUGGAUGAAGCACAAGCACUCCUUUUCCAGAUCGGCUGCCUCUUUGGAGAAAUAGAUCACUGCCUUGAUAAUAUUGCAGAGUGGAGUGCCAUGAAACGUGUCAAUACGCCGAUGGUGCUGCAACCUGCAUCAUCAUAUGUGCAAGCGCAGCCUAAGGGUGUGGUGCUAAUCAUUGGUGCUUGGAAUUAUCCUUUUGUGGUGACCUUCGGCCCCAUGCUCACUGCCCUUGCUGCAGGGAAUGCGGUCAUCGUCAAGCCAUCAGAAUUGUCCCCGCACGCAGCUCAAGUGAUGCAUCGGAUUUGCAGCCGACUUGAUCAACGAGCAGUGCGAUGUUGCUUGGGUGGGGUUGAGUUAUCCACCACCUUAGUGUCCCAGCCCCUGGAUCACAUCGUUUACACAGGAUCUACCCGAGUGGGCAGGCUGAUUAUGGCAGCCGCGGCUCCGAAUCUUACGCCGGUGACACUGGAGCUCGGUGGCAAGUCUCCAGUCGUCAUCUGCGGCGGCAUUAACAUCAACGAGGCGUGCCGCAGGAUUGCAGUGGGCAAGUUUGUGAAUUGCGGUCAGACUUGCAUCGCCCCUGACUACAUCUUGGUGGAGCGCGGAGUUCGUGAUGAAGUUGUUGCAGAACUCAAGAAGGUCACGACCGAUAUGUUUGGGGACAGUUCUCAGGCUCCGGAAAAGCUCAGCCGCAUGGUCAACCAACAAGCAGCAGAACGGCUACAGAAAGCCCUUCGAGAGCCACAUGGUGGGCACGUGGCACUUGGUGGUGCAUCCGCUCCCCCUGGUACCAUCAAGGAGGGGCAGAGAUAUGUACAACCGACCAUCGUCGUGGACCCCAAGAACGACAGCCUGCUGAUGCAAGACGAGUUGUUCGGCCCCGUCCUGCCAAUUCUCAGCGUGGCAUCUUGCGACGAGGCAAUCACUUACAUCAACAGUAGGCCGAAACCACUGGCGCUUUAUGUCUUUGCCCCUCCACCCGUUGUGGACCACGUCAUGCAGAGCACAAGCUCUGGGGCUAUCCUUGUGGGAGAUACAGCCAUGCACAAGGGCAACCCGCAUGUGCCCUUCGGUGGGAUUGGCGGCUCCGGCAUGGGAAGUUGCUAUGGAGAGUUUGGUUUCAACGAGCUGUCGCAUCAGCGUGCGGUGAUGUACCGGCCCCUGUUCCCACCUUCGCCUAUCACACUUCCAGCUGACAGUGCCUUGAGCAAGAUCCUUUGGUCCUACGUCACCAUGAAUCGCACACAGGCAAAAUGGCUGAAGAGAGCAGGUGCCCUGCUGUUGGCGGUGCUGUUCAUGCUGGUUACGCGAAAGCUGCGGCAACGUUUGUUUCGAGUGGGUCCAGGCUUAAACGUCGAGAUUGAUUUCGAAGACACGCUGAAGUCCAAUGCCUCCAUGGCGUCGGACUCACCAAGCAACCGCAGGACUCAACCGGCAGGAAUAGAAAUCGUUGUCUGGUCAUGA